AAACUUACCACUGGUUUGGUAGACGUGGGCGUGGCUUUGAGAUUCCCCCAUGCUGCGAUGUGGGGGGAGUCUGCUCUGUCUGUCCUAACUCUCUCUGAUCUUCUGACAUGGGAAAAACAAACUCGAAGUCAAUCAUUCCCAGCUCAAAGCCUUGUGCGAGUGCUCUCUGCCUUCACGCUUGCUUCCUUUGGGAGAGAACCUUCCUCUUCUUGAUCGGGGAUUCCGGAGGGAACCCAGGAGCAGAGGAAGUAGAGAGAGAGACAACAUGUUACAUCUGCACCAUUCUUGAGACAGGGUCUCACCAUGUUGCUCAAGCUGGUCUUGAACACCCGGGCUCAGGCAAUGCUCCCACCUUGGCCUCCCAACGUGCUCGGAUAAUGGGCAUGAGCCACCACGCCUGACCGCUUCUGGAUCUCUUGAUGGUGCUUUCUCAGAAUGCACUGAUAGUGAUUGAUCCUGCAUCUGGAGAAUGAAGCAUGAGACCCGUGAUUAAUAGAUGUGCUCCAUGCUCCCUUGAUUUGAUGUUGCCCCAGGCAGCCUCAGAAGGAAUUGUAUUUCAUUCUUUGCAAAUCAGUUUGUGUUUCAGGAGCUGGCUGGCAGCAAUGCUCGCUGUGCUGCUAAGUUUGGCGCCAUCAGCUUCCAGCGACAUUUCCGCCUCCCGACCGAACAUCCUUCUUCUGAUGGCGGACGACCUCGGCAUCGGGGACAUUGGCUGCUAUGGCAAUAACACCAUGAGGACUCCAAAUAUUGACCGCCUUGCAGAGGACGGCGUGAAGCUGACCCAGCACAUCUCUGCCGCAUCUUUGUGCACCCCGAGCAGAGCUGCCUUCCUCACGGGCAGAUACCCUAUGCGAUCAGGGAUGGUUUCCAGCAUUGGUUACCGUGUUCUCCAGUGGACCGGAGCAUCUGGAGGUCUUCCAACAAAUGAGACAACUUUUGCAAAAAUACUGAAAGAGAAAGGCUAUGCCACUGGACUCAUUGGAAAAUGGCAUCUGGGUCUCAACUGUGAGUCAGCCAGCGAUCAUUGCCACCACCCUCUCCACCAUGGCUUUGACCAUUUCUACGGAAUGCCUUUCUCCUUGAUGGGUGAUUGUGCCCGCUGGGAACUCUCAGAGAAGCGUGUGAACCUGGAACAAAAACUCAACUUCUUCUUCCAAGUCCUGGCCUUGGUUGCCCUCACACUGGUAGCAGGGAAGCUCACACACCUGAUACCCGUCUCGUGGACGCCGGUCAUCUGGUCAGCCCUUUCGGCCGUCCUCCUCCUCACAAGCUCCUAUUUUGUGGGUGCUCUGAUUGUCCAUGCGGAUUGCUUUCUGAUGAGAAACCACACCAUCACGGAGCAGCCCAUGUGCUUCCAAAGAACGACGCCCCUUAUUCUGCAGGAGGUUGCGUCCUUUCUCAAAAGGAAUAAGCAUGGGCCUUUCCUCCUCUUUGUUUCCUUUUUGCACGUUCACAUCCCUCUUAUCACUAUGGAGAACUUCCUCGGGAAGAGUCUCCACGGGCUGUAUGGGGACAACGUAGAGGAGAUGGACUGGAUGGUAGGACAGAUCCUUGACACUUUGGACAUGGAAGGUUUGACCAACAGCACCCUCAUUUAUUUUACAUCAGAUCAUGGUGGUUCCCUAGAGAAUCAACUUGGAAACACCCAGUAUGGUGGCUGGAAUGGAAUUUAUAAAGGUGGGAAGGGCAUGGGAGGAUGGGAAGGUGGGAUCCGCGUGCCCGGGAUCUUCCGCUGGCCCGGGGUGCUCCCGGCCGGCCGAGUGAUUGGCGAGCCCACGAGCCUGAUGGACGUUUUCCCCACCGUGGUCCAGCUGGCGGGCGGCGAGGUGCCCCAGGACAGAGUGAUCGACGGCCAAGACCUUCUGCCCUUGCUCCUGGGGACAGCCCAGCACUCAGACCACGAGUUCCUGAUGCAUUAUUGUGAGAGGUUUCUGCACGCAGCCAGGUGGCAUCAACGGGACAGAGGAACAAUGUGGAAAGUCCACUUUGUGACCCCGGUGUUCCAGCCAGAGGGAGCCGGUGCCUGCUAUGGAAGAAAGGUCUGCCCGUGCUUUGGGGAAAAAGUAGUCCACCAUGAUCCACCUUUGCUCUUUGACCUCUCAAGAGACCCUUCUGAGACCCACAUCCUCACACCAGCCUCAGAGCCUGCGUUCUAUCAGGUGAUGGAACGAGUCCAGCAGGCGGUGCGGGAACACCAGCGGACACUCAGCCCAGUUCCUCUGCAGCUGGACAGGCUGGGCAACAUCUGGAGACCGUGGCUGCAGCCCUGCUGUGGCCCGUUCCCCCUCUGCUGGUGCCUUAGGGAAGAUGACCCACAAUAAAUGUCUGCAGUGAAAAAGCUGGA
Molecule: messenger RNA, 2344 nt
Organism: Nomascus leucogenys (northern white-cheeked gibbon)
Lineage: Eukaryota; Metazoa; Chordata; Mammalia; Primates; Hylobatidae
Gene: ARSL
Product: arylsulfatase L
Exons: 12
Coding region: 477-2321 (614 amino acids)
Molecular function (GO): arylsulfatase activity
Source: RefSeq, a predicted model, not a curated record